GUCGUUCGUUCGUUCGUUCUUCGUCUUCGAUCUUCGAUCAUGUCGUCGUCGUCGUCGCGUGUGCGUGUGUGAACUAAAAAGAAGGAAAACUUUGUUCGGAAAAUUUGGCCUACCAGCGGUGGAAAAACGAAGAAAAUUCGAUCGCCGUCGGUGGUUUACGGUGUGGAAAAACUUUUCGCACAGUUGGAAUUAGCGGAGGAGCGCCGGAAUUGUCGGAACGAGGGCGCGUUUGUUUCCAGCGCACACCGCCGCCGAAGGUGCCCUCGCCUCAGCAGCAGCAAGCAGAAAAGGGAAGAAUCUGAUUUUCGAAUUCGCGUGUGGCCGCAGCAGCAGAAAAUAUCGAUAAAGUGUGUGUAUUUUGGAAGUGAGUGUGGGAAAUUAUCACUUGAGGGUGAAGAAAAUGUCGAUGGUGAAAAAGUGGUAGCGUAAAGCACGCAAAGUGAAUCCCCUCUGGUGUGUGGAUAUAAGGAAGAAAGGCGACGUUUCCGAGUCUGCCGAUAUGUUUCAAGCGCAUUCACGAAUCACCAGGAGUAACGAGGCAAGUCCGUCAUCAUCGCCAAUGGCAGCGGCAGCAGCAGCAAGUGGAGCAGCGCUCAAUACCAGCACUGACAGCAAUUUAGACGAUGACCCCAACAGUUCAAUAAUGAACAAAGUCCGAUCCCGCGUAUCGAGCAUCCUUCCGGACGCCCUGUCCAAAUGGUUUUCCCCCGCAAAAAGACCGAGGGAUACCGGCAGUGGCAGCAACGAACCUAACAACAGCGGAGGUUCGGGAUCGCCGACCGGCCGCAACGGAAACCUACUGAGAAGGGAAAACCGACUGCGACAGUUUGGCUUCGGCGAAUCGGAGCUGGCAGAUGCCGAACGGCAGCAGCAACAGAGGAAUCAGUACGAUCCCGAGGACGAUGAUGGGGAGGAAGAAGAGGAUGAGGACCAUGCUCCUCCGAUUAGGAAAAAGAAGCGAAUGGAGGAGGGAUUUAAUGCCACCGAGGUCGAUUUCAACGAGGAUCUGAGUGCGGUACCCGGUCCCAGUGGUCUCAACAUCUCUGCCAUCGAUCGUCGCAGUUCGCUUCCGGCGGCAGCGUCAGGCAUUCACCUUCCCCAAUACUACCGGAAUGCAUUCUCCUCGUCGACGCCUUCCACAUCCCCGCAGCAGCAACAACAGCAGCAGCAGCAAGCGCUAAAUCGUCCCCUGCAGCGUACCAGUUUGAUUGGUCAUACGAAUCGAGUUACGGCACCGUAUAAUUUCGGUGUUUCCGGUGGGCUGCCGAUUGCGGAGGAGCAGGAAGCCAACGAAAGCCUAUCGGUAUCGAUCCGGCAGCGCAAGGGUAUCCGGGAGAUUAGCAGUCGGAAACGUCUGAACAUUCCACCGAUGCCGGUGGAUCGUUCAACGUCGGAACCUCCGGCGCCGAUCUUCGGUCGGAGGUUCCCACUGCAGAUGCAGCAGCAGCAGCUACAGGAGGAAGGAAGCUCCGAGGAGUUACGGGAAGAGGGAAAUUUGCUGUCAAAUGGCAAUUUGAACGAAAGUGCGUCGGAGAGUAGCAGCGUGUCCAACCUGAACCUGAGUCAGACGGAGGGACACCCGGAUACCGGUAGACGGUUAUCCGGAUUUAUGGGAAACAGUCGGAGCAAGCGGUCCAGGGUCGGAGGUUCCACUGGCGAUCUUUGCUUUUCGUCGCAUUUGGAAACAGAAAAGAGUCUGUUUGCGUUGAAGAACUCCGGUCAAUCCGGACGGCCAGCGUUCAAUGCGUCGCUUUAUGGAAGCACCACGUCGCUGGGCAGCAGUAACAGCAGUUUGUUUGCCAAUUCUCCGUUUUACAACGGAAGGACAAUGUAUGGUGGGGCUUCUGCGUAUAGCAGUCGUCGAGAUGCUCGGCAGAAGGCUCUGAGAGUUCCGGUUCAAAUUAGGCCGUCAUCGUCCCUGUCCAAUUUCUCAUCUUCCAACACCAGUCUGGCGUCGGACACUUCGGCACUCUCGAAUACGGCCAAACGAAUCUUGGAGAUUCUGAACCAACGUUCCGGCCCGUUGACUGAAGCUCGAAAGCUGGGAAGCAGCUUGAGUUUGAAUAGUACGCUGAGUUCCUCGAAGGUACCCGGCCUUGUCCAGGCCCGGAAGCGUUUCAACGAGGAAGAUCUCAGCAUGAACCGCAGCAUCCGAAUGUCUAGUCCUCGAACACCGUACAGUCGUCCAAUGAGUGCCACCGGAAGUUCCAGCUCCUCCAUCAACAAGCCACUCAGCACCGAGCUGCAAAUCCCAACCAUGUCUCAGUUGCUACAGAUGAAGCGUCUCCAAACUAAUACCGAGUCCGCCCGGCGGAUGGCCACCGAAUCCAGCGGCAGCACGAUUCUGAACGAACCGACCCAAUACAAACUGCCCAGUGCCGAGUCGGACGACACCAACAACAACGUCAAACACACCAGCAAGAUGCGCAACAAGUUGCACCGGAUCCGGGAAGAAUCGCACACCGAACGGGGAAGCAACGCUCCCGUGCCACAAGUCAACCUGCCGGAAGUGCAACUGGCAGGGCUGAAAUCAGUUCCUAAAUUCGACAUCCAAUUGCCCGUUUCCAAGGCAGUAGAAACCGGUGACAAACCGAAAACGGUUGCGCCCAAAGCUACCAACAACAAUAACAACAACGUGUAUAAAUUCUCAUCGCCAACCAAACUGGACGUGGCCGGCGCUGGAUCCAGCACAGCUUCCAAAUCUCGAAACAACUUUAAAUUCAGUGAUCCGGAACCGCUGAGGGAUGGCAAAAGCAACAGCAGCAGCAGUAGUAGUACCCCGGCACCACCUUCACUCAAACUUGGGGGAUUCCAAUUCAACCCGGAAUUGGCCAAACCGAAAGCCGCGGUUCCCGCAAGCCAGUCGAGUCCCGUUAAAGCACCGCUACCGCUGAAAAGUGGUAGCUGUUUGGAUGCUCUAAAAGGCAGCUCCGCGGUUCCCGAGCUGAAAACCGGCAGUUGCUUGGACGUUCUCAGCAAACCGGUGGCUCUAGCUCCGCUUGGCAACGGCUCCGCCUCUGGAUUCGGAAGCGCCUUUAAGCUGACCGGUUCCAACAAGUGGGAAUGCGAUACCUGUAUGGUGCGGAACGAUCAGGACAAAACGAAAUGUGUUUCCUGCGAAACUCCCAAACCUGGUUCGAAGCCGGAAGCAACUCCUGCCAAGAGCAGUUUCUCGUUCGGAUCGGCUCCGACUCCGGCAGCAGUUUCGACGGAUUCGGGCUUCAAGGCCCUGGUCGCCCAACAGUCGGCCAAAUGGGAGUGCUCCGAUUGCAUGACCCGGAACGAUUCCGAUAAACUGAAAUGCGUCUGCUGUGAGAAGGCUAAGCCUGGUGCGGCCGCAGCUUCAACGCCGGCAGCUGUUCCAGCUGCCAUCAAAUCCAUGUUCUCAAUGCCGGUCAGUAGCAGCAGCUCAGACCAGGGAUUUAAAGCCCUUGUGGCGCAACAAUCGGCCAACAAGUGGGAAUGCAGCGCGUGUAUGACCCGAAACGAAGCCUCUCGCUCAAAGUGCGCCUGUUGCGAGCAGGCAAAACCUGGAUCGACCCCGGAAGAUGCACCUACCUUCUCCUUCGGAAGUACACCAGCAUCAUCCUCUUCCGGUGCCAAAUUCAGCUUCGGAGUCCCACCAAGCUCCGAUGCCGCCCCCAAGACAGGAUUUUCCUUUGGCGUCCCACCAGCUAACUCGACCGCAAGUGCUCCGGCAUCAGCGAGUACCGGAUUUACUUUCGGUUCAGUAACGUCUACAACGAACACGACCAACUCGGAGGAUAAACCCAAGUUCAGCUUUGGCAGUGGGACAAGCGCGGCCAAGAUAGCCACUCCCGCCAGUGGAAGCGGUUUCAGCUUCGGCAUCAAACCGGCCGCUACCUCCGACACCACAGAUAGUCCCAAACCAACGGAAAAGGCGGAAUCACCCAAACCGGCGCCCACCGGAGGAUUUAGCUUUGGAUCCAAACCAGCUUCAUCGGCUGCUUCCAAAACGUCCGAAGCUGUUACUUCAACGACCACCACCAGUGGAUUCAGCUUUGGUUCACCUUCCAGCAAACCGGCGGAAGCACCUAAAACCGUUGGUUUUUCGUUUGGAAAGCCGGCGGAAACUACCAAUGCCGUCUCCGCGACAGCAUCCCUAAUUGCGAAACCCACCACCAGCAGUAGUGACGCUGCGACGGAGCAGCAGAAGAAACCUACCGUCAGUUUCGGUUCGUUGGCUGCCGGCGCCACAACGACGGCCAGUUCCAGCUCAUUUGGAGCAUCCUCGGCGGCAAGCCCGGCGUCGUCCUUCAGCUUCGGGUCGGCAGCAACGAAGAGCACGGAAAGCAAACCAACACCAAUCGUCGGAAGCGGAAUGUUCAGCUUCGGAUCGCAAAAAUCGGCGGCUUCCAGUAGUACCUCAACGGUUGCACCGACUGCGGAAUCCAAGCCGACGGGCUUUUCCACAGGAGCAGCAAUCGCUGCUGCUGCGUCCAAUGUUCCUAUCUUUGGAGGUGCCCAAAAACCAGCUGGACCUUCCAUUACGCCAACGUUCAGUUUCGGAGCGGCUUCCGGGUCUACCGCCGCCAGUACGACGGCAUCAUCCAGCCCGGCCGCGUCAACAUUUUCCUUUGGAUCAACAUCGUCCAAACCUGCCGAAACGAGUACCACUACGAGCACCGUUACCGCUUCCACCCCGGCGGCGCCUAGCUUCGUCUUUGGCCAAAGUGGCCAAUCUGCCAGCAAAGUCAUGCCGAUCUUCGGUACUGCCGCCGCAGCGGCAACAGCGGCGCCCUCUUCCGAUAAACCCACCUUCGGAACAUUUGGAGCAGCUGCAGCCGCCGCCCCAGCUACCAACACCGGCACAUCGUCUACGGGGAUUUUCGGUAGCUCAACAACUACCGGCUCUUCGGGAUUCGGUUUCACGGCAGCGGCAGCUUCAGCUACGACGCCAAAACCCGCCGAAUCAUCAACGUCCUCCUCAGCAUUUACCUUCGGCGCCAGCAAAAGUAACUCUUCGUUAGCGUCCGGCGCUGCUCCGGUCUUCGGAUCACCAGCUGCAGCAUCCGCUAGCACUCCAAUUUUCGGUAGUCCCUCAACCAAUACGCCUACAUUUGGCAGCUUCGGAGCAGCAGCCGGCAGCAGUGGCACUUCCGCGCCUGCAUUUGGCUCCAGCACCUUUGGAGCAGCGUCGUCGCCGGCCCGUACCGGAAGCACAACCGGAUCGAUUUUCGGUCAACAGUCGACAGCAGCCGGUGCGACGGCACCAGCUUUCGGAAGCGCCUCGAGUGCUUCGACAACGGCUCCCGUGUUUGGAGCUGCCACUCCGGCAUUCGGAGCGAGUAGUCCGUUCGCCGCGCCAACGGGAGACGAACCCCAAGCGAAAAAGUUGUUCGAGUUUGGCUCGGGAUCGGCCACUGCGAACAGUGCACCUGCGGCAGCGCCUUUCCAGUUUGGAUCGAGCAGCAAUAACAAUAACAACAAUGACAACACCGCUAAGCCGUUUUCAUUCUCGGCAAAUUCCGCGCCCAGCUUUAACUUCACGGCGGGAUCCAACGUUGGACAAACGUCGGCUCCGUUUACGUUCGGCAGUAGCCAACCCGUUGCUCCGGUCGCCAGCGGCGGUAUGUUCAGCUUCGGAGCCGCGACCGGAGCCGGACCGGCGGGAGCACCAGCCCCACUCGGCAGCGGACUAGGAGGAAUGGCUGACCGCCACAAGUAUACCUGGUCAAACGCAGCAGCAGGCCGCCCGGAGGAAAAUCCGCGCCACAAGACGUAUCACGCCACGGUAGGAGCAAGACGCCCUCCUCAAGCAGCAGCAGCAUCGAAGAACGCCGCUAAUCCUACUGUUACGACUACUCGCACCAAACACCCUAACCUAGUAUGGACAAAGGACGGCCAGAAUAGCAACAGCAUCAGCAGCAGCAGUAACAAUCCGACACGUACAACGACGACAAUUAUGACCAGUACCAACAACAACAACAGCAACACCGCCGGGACGGCCGAGGUCAUGCUUCCGCCACCGCCGCCGCCGCCCGGAUCGCAAAACUAUGACAAAUCUCGGUUCCGAUACGUCUCGCCAGAGUUGAAGCGCAAGAUGACCUCCACCAGCGGAACGCGGCAAUCGGAACCGGAACGGGAACCGGACCACACCAUGUCUUGAACGGGACGGUAACAGACGCAUUGGAGACAAAGGCGCGCCGCGCGUGCUGCAAAAAUUUUUGUUUCGUGUGUGCGCGAGCAUAGUAUAGGCGUUAAGUUAGAGUACUAUGAUGUUGAGAAAAUGGGGUUUUGGAGGCGCGCCGGGAACACCGCUCCCUUCCUCGGAAGGCACAUGGCACAUACAUAACUGCGCAGUUUUUUGUACAGUCGAAUUUGAGGAACUUAGGCCUUUUCCCUUCUCUCCUUCUUGAAUUGAAGGAAUUAAAUUAUUUUAUAGGAUUUAUUGCGGAAUGUAUGUGUCAUCCCGGGUGUGGCGUGUGGCGGACGAUCCCCGGCGACCCGCUUUUCUACUACUGUAUAUGAAAUAUAUUCUACUGAAGGAAGAAUACUGAUCCUAUUCUCGAGGUAGAGACAAGAAAUCAUUAACUGUCGAAGCUCUUUUCCCGUCGCCGAUUAUAUAAAAAGAAAAACAGAAACAAACAAUGUAAUAUGUUCCACGUGAUUCAAGGGAAAAGAGGUUUGCACAGCGCGGAUCAACUGUAAUUACAUAAACAAAAAAAAAGUAAACUAAAUCUAGUGUAUAAGCUUCACACAAAAACAUUACACGAUAGUACGAUUGUAGGAUGCUUUAAUAAUUGAAUUGAGCGGAAGACACACGAACGAAACGGAGACGCAACACGGACGGAAACGGAGUUUAACUACCUAUAUAAAAGGGGAAAAAGAUCGAUGAAGGAUCGGAACGCUAGAUGUAUAAAUUAAGCGGUACUCUGCGACUACUUCGCACUAAAAAAUUGCCACGUGAAAAUAUCAUAUUAGUAGCAUAUUUUUUUUUUUCAUUUCUUUUGUUUACCUUUGCCCACUUGUUUACGAUGAUUAUGGAAAGUCGAAUAAAAUUUUUCCGUUUGAUGUCAUAGUUUGUUAAAUUUGUUUAUUCCCAGCGGUGAAAUGCUGGGGGAUUCAUCGCUAAAAGAAGUGGGACAAGAACUGAAGGAUUUUGAAUCCUUGUAAAAACUGAUGAAGACACUCAUACUUAUAUACAUACAAACACACACGCAUACACACACACACACCCAAACACCGACGUACCACAUACUAAACGGAGAGAAUAGAGAACGAGUUUAUUUUUCUGUUUAGAAAAUACUACUACAGUCAUGACUCGCUGGUUGGGGGCUUAAUAGUUGGGUGACUUUUUAGUUGGGGCCCCGUUAGUUGGGCUGUCAGCCAACUAAAAAGUACCUGGAUGUCAUAAUUCAAUGUCAAACUGAAAAUGACAACCAAUCUGUAAUUCCGAGGGGUGAGCUAAUGAGUUUUUGGUUUCUUAAACUUUACUAAUAAUCGAAAAGAAUUUCUAUUUCAUAUUUCUUUAAAAAAAAAAGAAUAUGUACAAUUACUUCGAAACAAAUGCAAAACAUCGGUAAUCUUUAUUUUGUCGAUCAUUGAAAGCGUUUUGUGCUUGCUUUUGGUCCGGGUGGUUUCAUAAACAUCUAUAUUUUCACUUCACCGACUAAAAAUGGGUGAAAAUAAUUAUUUCCUGCAUUGGCCAUAUAUGUAUCUUGCAAAACGUAUCAGUAUUGUUCUAAAUGUGAAAAAAUUGAAAAAUUUUCCUUUUUGCUUCCAACCUAAACAUGAUUUAAAAAAAAACAAUGCGCACGCCCCUUGUGCUGCUGUCACUUCACCCAACUAGCGAAUCGAAUUCGUUGGUUGGGUGGAGGUUGUGGCUCAACGAGCGGGUUCCGACUGUACUACUACUAGGAGAACUUAACUGUACUUGAGACGAGAGAACAGACGCGGGAUGAAGCAAAGAAGCGAAACAAACAGAAAAUAAGUUGUUAUACCCUAUCAAAUCAAACACGAUGAUGAUGAGAUAUUGUUCAGGCAUCCUUCAAUGUAUAGACUUUAUCAAAGGGGCUGUGCGUUGUUCCGGGUUGGGAUGGAUGUGGCGGCGGGAGAUUCGGACAGGAGACGGAAUACCUGGCGGGACGGUUCUCAAAAUUAGUCAAUAAUUAAUGAACUACAAUGCGGAUUUACCCUAUCGGACGUGGAAGAUCAGGAAUCGGUCGAAAAAAGCCUUAAAACUGGUAAGCAGUUUGUAGAAGGUUCUUAUUGCUGAACCACCAGAUUGCUCUUGACUUUCUGAAGAACUUAGCCGAAGACGAUACUGUUCUAUCUGCUUUGGAUCCCGAAGUAUACACACUGCCACGAAUAGUUCUACCCUCAUCCGUGGGGUGCGCUGCUAGCAGUGUCUCUCGAUUUUCAGCAGUGUUCAUAGUCUUCUCGCUGAAGUCACAGACAAACAGACGUAAGACUUUUAAUGAUCGUAAUAAAUCUCCAUAGUUGUGGCUUUCACAACCAGAGGCGCGUCCAGUGUUUUUCUUUGCGUUUGACGUUUCACACUAGCGCCUUCUAUUGGUGUUGCGGCACAAAGAAGGUUUCGUGAAACAUUUCCACAUGGUGGUGGUAGUGUGAACUGGACAUUCCAUGGAAAUUGUUUUAGGUGUUACGCCUGUUUUCUGUGAUAAAUGGUCUUCGCUUUUGUCCAGUUAUCGAGAGUGAAUGUUCUACAAUAUUGGAUUUGUUUUUCACACAUGUUUUUUUCGGAAAAAGCAUGCAAAUCUUUAGCCAAUAUUUUCUUCUUGUUUUUUUUUUGCAAAAGUUUCCCUUGAAAUCCCUUUAGGAGUUACUUCAUUCCACUAGAAUUACUCCGUGGAUUCUCCAGUAUGUAGUUCCUUUGCGAUUGUCAUUAGACGUUCCACAUGGAAUUGCUUUAAGAUACCCUGAGAUACCCUGAGGAAUUCAUUCACUUGAUUCCUGGGAUUUCUCCAUGAGUUUCUUCUGAGAUUUCAUCAAGAGUUCCUUCUAGGAAUCGACCAGCAGUCCCUUACUAAAUUCCUCCUUGAUUACAUACGGUGAUUCCUUCAGGAGUUGGAACUUCUCAAGGAAUUUAUUCUGGGUUUAACCCAAACCCUUUCCUCAUUAGAAGUUCCACCAGAAAAUGCUCUCUGAAUUUCUUCUGAGAUUCCUCCAGAAAUUCCUUCACGGAUUCCUUUAUGAGUUACUUCUGACAUUCUCUUAGGAAAUUUUUUCUGGGAUUCCCCCGAGAGUUUUUCUGGGAUUGUUGGAGGACUUGUUCUGGUAUACCAGCACAAGUCCUUUUUGAGAAUUCUAUAUAAGUUUUUUCUGGAUUUUAUCCAUGUAUUCGUUCAUGGAUUCCUCCAAGAACUUCGCCAGUUUCCCUUCAAAAUUCACAUAAGAAAUGAUCUAGGAAUAUCUAAUAAGGUAUCCUUCAAAAGUGCUCUCUGGGAAUCCUCAAGGGGUUCGUUCUGGAAAUCUCCUGGAGUAUUUUCUGGGAAACCUUCAGAACUUCUAAAAAUGCUCCAGAACUUAUUGGAUUCCUUUAUGAGUUACUUCUGGCAUUCCCUUGAGAAGCUUCGUCUGGGAUUCCUCCAAGAGUUUCGUCUGGGAUUGUUAGAGGAUUUGUUCUGGGAUACCAGCACAAGUUCUUUUCAAGAAUCCUACAGAAGAUCUCUUUGGAUUUCAUUCAUGUAUUCGUUCAUGGAUUCCUUCAAGAACUCCUGCUAGUUUCCCUUCAGAAUCCACUUUAGAAAUGUUCUAGUGUUUCCUACCAAAUGCUCUCUAAUGCUUUCUGGGAAUCCUUCAGACCUUUUUUUCUGGGAAUUCUCUACAAGUUCGUUCUGGAAGUCUCGCAGAGUAUCUUCCGGGAAUCCUUCAGGACUUUCAUAUAGAAAUCCUCCAUAAGUUGCUUCUGGGAAUCGUUUAAUAAUUCCUUCUGAGAAUCCUCCAGGAUCUGAAAGUCCUUUUGGAGUUUUUUUCUGACAAUCCUGCAUUCUUUAAGAACUCUACAAAAGUUCCUUCUGGAUUUAAUCCAUAUAUUCUUUCAUGGAUUCCUCCAAGAGUUUCUGCCAAUUCACCUUCAGAAGCCACUUCAGAAAUGUUUCAGGAUUAUCUAGUAGGUAUUCUUCAAAAUGCUUCCUGGGAAUCCUCGAGGAGUUCGUUGUGGAAGUCUCCUGGAGUAUCUUUUGGAAAUCCUUCAAUACUUUCAUCUAGAAAUCCUACAGAACUUGUUAUUUCUUGGAAUGCUUCAAUGAUUCCUUCUAGGAAUCCUCUAGUUUAUGUGAGUCCUCUUGGAGUUUCUUCUGAAAAUCCUGCAUUUUUUAAGAACUCCAAAAAGUUCCUUCUGGAUUUCAUCCAUGUAUUCGUUUGUGGGCUCAUCCAAGAGUUUCUGCCAGCUUCCCUCCAGGAUCCACCUAAGAAAUGUUCUAGGAUUAUCUAUUAGGUAUCCUUCAAAAGGUUUUGUUCUUGGAAUCUUCCAGGACUUUUCUCUGUGAAUCCUUUUAGAGUUCGUUCUGGAUGUCUCCCGGGGUAUCUUCUGGGAAUCCUUCAGGACUCUAAUCUAGAAAUCCCCCAGAACUUGCUUCUGGGAAUCCUCCAGAACUUGUUUCCGGGAAUCCUACAAUGAUUCCUUCUAGGAAUCCUCCUGGAUAUGGAGUUUUUUUGAAAAUCCUGCAUUUUUUAAGAAUUCUACAGAAGUUCCUUAUGGAUUUUAUCCAUGUAUUCGUUCAUGGAUUCCGUUUCUGCCAGUUUUCCUUCAGAAUCCACUUUAGAUAUGUGCUUGGGAAUCCUCUAGGAGUUCGUUCUGGAAGUCUCCCGGACUAUCUUCUGGGAAUCCUUCAUGACUGUUAUCUAGAAAUCCUCUAGAACUUGUUUCUGUUGAUCCCUUAAUGAUUUUUUCUAGAAAUCCUCCAGAAUUUGGAAGUCUCUUGGAGUUUCUUUUGAAAAUCCUGAAUUUUUAAGAAUUCUACAGAAGUUUCUUCUGUAUUUCAUCCAUGUAUUCAUUCAUGGAUUCAUCCAAUAGUUUCUGCCAAUUUCUCAUCAGUAUUCCAUCAGUAUUCACUUCAGAAAUGUGCUGGGAAUCCGGUGGGAGUUCGUUCUGAAAUUCUUCUGAAGUAUCUUCUGGCAAUCCUUCAGGACUUCCAUCUAGAAAUCCUCCAGUACUUGUUUCUAGGAAUCCUUCAAUGAUUCUUUAAAGGUAUCCUCCAGGAUAUGGGAGUUCUCUUGGAGUUUCUUCUAAAAAUCUUACAUUUUCAACAAUCCUACAGAAGUUCCUUCAUGGAUUCCUCCAAGAGUUUCCCUUAGAAUCCUUUUUAUAAAUGUUCUAGGAUUUCCUACUUGGAAUCCUUCUGAAAUUUUCUCUGGGAAUCCUCUAGAAAUUCGUUCCGGAUGUCUUCCGGAGUAUCUUCUGGAAAUCCUUGAGGACUUUCAUAUAGAAACCCCCAGAACUUGUUUCUGAAAAUCCUUCAGUAAUUCGAUCUAGAAAUCCUUCAGGAUCCAGGAAUCCUCUUGGAGUUUCUUCUCUAAAUCUAGCAUUUAUUUUAAAGAAUUUUACAGAAGUUCUAUUAAAAUUUCAUCUCUUCAGAUUCCACAUUAGAAAUAAUCUUGGAUUUUCUACUAGGUAGCCUUCAAAAGUGAUUUCUGAGAAUCCUCUAGUACUUUUCUCUGGGGAUUCAAUUGGGGGAUUCUCUAAGAGUUCGUUCUGGAAAUCUCCCGAAAUUCGUUCGGGGUAACCUUCAAAAGUGCUUUCUGAGAAUCCUCUAGAACUUUCUUCUAGAAAUCCUCCAGGACUUUCUUCUAGAAAUCCUCCAGGAUUUUUUUUCUAGGAAUCCUCCAGGACUUUCUUCUAGAAAUUCUCCAGAACUUUUCUCUAGAAACCCUCCAUGACUUUCUUCUAGAAAUCCUCCAGGAUUUCUUUCUAUGAAAUCCUUCUGACUGAAAAUCCUAGAGAAGUUCCUUGGGGUUCUUCAUAGUAAUCCGUCAGAAGUUCCUUAAAGAAUCCUUCAGGAUUUCUUUUUUGGGAUUCCUCCAGGACUUGUUUAUGGGAAUCUUUUAAAAGUUUCGUAAAGAAAUUUUCCAGCACUUACUUUUGGAAGUCUUUUGAAAGUUUCUUUAGAAAAUGCUUCAGUAUUUCCUGGAGGAAAACCCCAUCAGGAGUUCCUUCUGUGAAUCUGGGAGCCCUCCUGGAGUUCCAUCUGAAACACUGCAGGAGUUUUAUAUGGGAAUCGUGCAGAAGUUCCUUUUAUUAAUCUUUCAGGAGUUAACAGGAAUCCUUCGGCAGCUCAUUUAAGAAAUCCUCCUGAAGUUCUUUCUCUUUGGGAUUCCUUUAAAAGUUCCUUAUGAAAAUUUUCCAGAAGUUUUAUCUAGAAAUCCUCCAGCAGUCCCUUCUGGGAAUUUUUCAAGAGUUUUUUUUAUCUUGAAAGCCUUCCUGAAGAAAUUUUUAGACCCAUCCUGGAUUAAUCCCUAAAUGUAGUUCUCAAAGAAAUCCCAGACUAAACUCUUGUAGUAAUCCAUAUUAUAAAGGAACCCAUAGAAGGCGUUCGUAAUCCAUGGAUGAAUUUCCUGGAGAGAUCCUCUUGGAAUAAUCCCUAUAUGGAAUUCCUGGACAAAUUCCCAGAGAUCAGAUGAAAUUACUGGGAUUCUCAGAAAGUGUUUUCGGAAGGAUUCCAAGAAGGCUGGAGUAAUCCAUUGAUCCAGAGCUUUCUUGAGAAGAUGUCGUCAGAACGAAUUCCUGUAGGAAUCCUCAGAAGAAGUUUCUGGAGGAAUUCUCAGCAUGAAUUUCUAAAGUGACCAAAAAAUGGGAUUACUGGAAAUUUCUACAGAAGGAACUAGUCCCCGGAUAAUUGUCCGACAAGUCCUCUGACAAUCGAGUCCGACCUGCAGUACCUACUACUAAGAUGAGAUAUAAUUUGUGUUAUCAUGAAGGUACCUAAGCACGUCAAAUAGGGUGCAUCCAAUUGAAACAAAUGUGAUCAAUUUGCCGAGGGCUAAAACAAUGGGAAGUUAUAUGUAGAAAUAACUUCAAAAAGUCUGCUCAAACAUUACAUUCUAAUUGACAUUUGGCUUCUUCUAUAGUUGGAUUAUUGUAAACAAACAAAAAAAACUAUAAGCACCAAACAAAUAUCAUCCCAAUAUGCCCCGCAAAUGCCAAGUCUCGAGCCACCUCACGUAUUCCGUCUCGGACCCAAAUUCAGACCCGGAACGGCGCAUACCUUAUUCUAGGGAAGUUAACUAUUAAGAUAAGCUAAAAGUACUCUUUAUAUAGGAAAAAAAAUGCAAAGCAAGUCAAGAGCUACACCCUCAUACAUAUAUAAAAACAAAAAUAAAGGAGAAUUGAUCCAAAUCAGGAAAUUAGUUCUCAAUCGGAAGUGUUUCAUCCAGCCUGGAUGCUGGGGAUUAAUAGCUUCCACCAUUCGGGGACUAUUAUCGCUCCAUCUGUUGCAGCAGAAGCCCUCUUCCUACUCUCUUUUCUGAUAUUUUCACCGUAUCAUCUUGUUUCUUAAACCAUCCUUUCACAAAAUAUCUCCAAAAAAUGGAACAAUCCAUCUUCCAAAGCACAUUAUACAUCCUAGACAUUGAUUUGCAUUUUGUACAAAGUUUUAGCUACUUACGAUAGCCUAAGAGUAAUACAAAGUGGACACAGCAACAGUAACUCUGCAAGGGCGAUCAAUUCUCCUUUUAUUUCUUUCAAACAGCAUCUGUUAGAGAACUUCACACACACACACCAAACCAAUCACACACCAUAGAAUUUGAAUCCCAUCAACCAAAUUCAAUUUUAGUAACAUCCUCAGACGCAUUGCAUCUUUCUAUCUCUCUGCCUUGGUAGGUCUUCAAUUCUCAUUCCGCGAAGAAAAAUGAUCAAAAUGCUUAUUUGCACUUGAAUCGAAAAUAUCAAUACUCCCCCCAAAACCUAUAUGCCAAUGAUAGCCUUGUUCGAAUGUUUCUAUCUCUCUGUAGCUACCUAGUUGUUUUGCUAGAUGUCUUUAUUUUCCAAAGUUUUUUAUUUGUGUUCAUUAAUUUACGAAUCCAGAUGUUUAUUACAGUUGAACUGUUGUACAUUGCUACCAAUAAUUGUUUUUUUUUUGUUAAUGUCCCAGUUCGUGGAACUAGUUCGAAUAACUGAGAGAUAGACAUUCGCAACAAUGGUAUAUCGUGUCUAUUCUGCUGGUCGAACAAGACAGAACGAGCUGUAGAUUGUUUCCCAGUUCAGUUACUUCCAUUUGGUUUACAUGACCCCUCGUAGUUUGUUCAGUCACCGUAUCGUCCGUCCCGUUUGACUUACAGAAUAGCAGUAAACAAUACUUAUAAAAACAAACACAUGCCAAGAGAAGAUGGAAAGAGGAUUACGCCCGAGAGGAUCACGAGCCGGAAAUAAACUGAAAUUGAAAACACAAACAGAAAAUAGUGAAAACGGAAAAAGAAAACACAGAUGUUUAUUGUUAUUUUAAUGACUUAUGAUAAUUUAAGUGAGCGAAAUGAAAACAGACACAGCAACUGCAAACAAACAUGGAAAUAGUAGUACUACGAGUGGAUGUGGAAUGGAAUGAGUGCAUUGGAUAAAAAUAAUAAACAAAAAAAAAUCAAUGAAAAAAAAACUGGAACAGAUUUUGUUUAGUAAAAGUAAAAUAAUUGACAAAAAAGAUAAAUAAAAAAUAUUAAAACGCAA
Aedes albopictus (Asian tiger mosquito) is the source of this 14644-nucleotide messenger RNA. Its product is annotated as nuclear pore complex protein Nup153. The transcript has 7 exons. The record is from RefSeq and is a predicted model, not a curated record. Gene Ontology annotation, biological process: protein import into nucleus; RNA export from nucleus. Gene Ontology annotation, cellular component: nuclear pore. Bases 500 to 6130 code for a protein of 1876 amino acids. Lineage: Eukaryota; Metazoa; Arthropoda; Insecta; Diptera; Culicidae. Gene Ontology annotation, molecular function: structural constituent of nuclear pore.